Elaeis guineensis (African oil palm) is the source of this 1103-nucleotide messenger RNA. RefSeq names its product PRA1 family protein B3. The record is from RefSeq and is a predicted model, not a curated record. Gene Ontology annotation, biological process: vesicle-mediated transport. NCBI's taxonomy places the organism in Eukaryota, Viridiplantae, Streptophyta, Magnoliopsida, Arecales, Arecaceae. Gene Ontology annotation, cellular component: Golgi apparatus; endoplasmic reticulum.
UUUUUAAUAAUGGACAAGCCACUAACCAAAGCAUUGGACUAGCGAAGCCGAGCACCAGUCCUUUACUCCUUUCUCUCUCCGUUGCCUCCUUUCUCUCUCGAAGUCAAAACCACAAGCACAUUCUAGUCUCAUGGGCUCCACUGCCUCGCCGCCCAUCCUCCCCCUUUCCGCCGGUCAGCCCGCCUCCUUCUCCGCUGCCGGCGCCGCCUCCACCGCUGCUGGCGCCGCUUCCACCGCUCCAAUCUCAACCCCAGCGUUCCGUCGCUUCAUCUCCCGCCUCUCCGACUCCAUCCGCCGCUCCCUCGCCAACCGCCGUCCCUGGUCGGAGCUCAUUGACCGCUCCGCCUUCUCUCGGCCGGACUCGGUCUCCGAGGCUGCCUCCCGCGUCCGCAAGAAUCUCUCCUACUUCCGUGUCAACUAUCUCGCCCUCCUUGCCGCCGUCCUCGCCCUCUCCCUCCUUUCCCACCCCUUCUCCCUCCUCGUCCUCCUCUCCCUCCUUGCCGCCUGGUGCUUCCUCUACCUCUUCCGCCCCACCGACCCUCCGCUUGUCAUCCUUGGCCGCACUUUUUCUGACCGCGAAACCCUCGGCGCCCUCGUCCUCCUCACCAUUCUCGUCGUCUUCCUCACCUCUGUCGGAUCUCUCCUCAUCUCAACCCUCAUGGUCGGAGCCACAAUCGUCGCCGUCCACGGCGCCUUCCGCGUGCCCGAGGACCUCUUCCUUGACGACCAGGAGCCAGGUGGCGCCGGCUCAGGCUUACUGUCCUUCCUCGGCGGAGCCGCCGCCUCUGCUGGCCCUGCUGUUGGCGUCUGAUCUGGAUCUGACGGUUGUCUCGGUUGCGAUCGUUGAGGUUUGUUACUUCGGUUAUCCUCUGCUCCUUCCCUUACCUUCUAUUGAUCCUGUGGUAGGUAAGAGAAGAUAUUCUUGGAUAACUAGGGUUUAAUAUUAAUUAAUAUAUCCUCGGAUAAGUUGGAUUGGGAGAGAUAUAGGACUCUGGAUUCAUGUAACUGUUUUUGGAUGAUCAAUGCUUACAAGUUGUUCUCUCAAUGUAUCGAUGGCUUUGUUUCAGAUCUAUAGAAGAAUCUUUGCUGAUUUUAAUUUGAUU